AAUUCCAAAGAUCAUUAAUUACAAAAAGUUAAAAAAAAAUACAGUCUUUUCUUUCUUUCUUUUUUCAUUACUAGUCUUACACUAGUUAGUUAUAUAUUAUACCAUAGUGAAAAAACACAACACUAACAUAAUAAUAAUAAUAAUAAGUAAGAAAAAAAAAGUUGUCUUUUUUCUCAAUCAUGGCAAAAAAGACCAGUUCUUCUACUUCUUGGUUGACUGUUGUUAAAAGGGUUUUCAGAUCUCCAACUAAAGAUGACAAUGGUAAAAAGAGUUGCAGAAGAAGAGAAGAGAAUCAUCAUAAUGAAGAAGAAGAAAAGAAGAGAGAUAAAAGAAGGUGGCUUUUUCGAAAACCAAUUCUUCUUCCUCAAGUUGAUGAAGUUUCAGAACAAAGUAAUCAUGCAAUGGCUGUAGCUGCAGCCACUGCGGCUGAAGCCGUGGCUGCCACUGCUCAAGCCGCAGUAGAAAUUGUUAAGCUCACUACUACAACUACUACUAGUAAUAGUAGGUGUUGGAGUAGUUUCAAUACUAGUAAAGAACAUUAUUACGCGGCUAUAGUGAUUCAAACCGCUUUCAGAGGCUACUUGGCAAGGAGAGCUUUAUGUGCACUUAAAGGACUUGUAAAGCUUCAAGCAUUAAUAAGAGGGCAAAAUGUGAGAAAACAAGCGAAAUUGACACUGAAAUGCAUGCAAGCGCUCGUUAGGGUUCAAGAUCAAGUGCGCCAUCAACGAGCAAGGCUCUCACUCGAGGGACUUCCUACGAGUACUACUCGUAGGAAAUCAAUGUUCGAUGAAAUUAAUAAUAAUAGUUUGUUGUGGAAUUCAAACUACCUCGAACAUAUUCGAAAUAGGGUUUCAUUGUCAAGAGAAAGAAGUGGUGGUGUGGAAAAUGAUGAUGAUUGGGAUGAUUAUUAUUACUACCCUCAAACUCAAAUUCAAAUUCAAAGGAAGGAUGAUAUUGAAGAAGCUAAUAAGCUACAAAAUCGAAAGGAAGCUUCUUUCAAACGUGAAAAGGCUCUUGCUUAUGCUUUCUCUCAUCAGAUAUGGAGAAAUAGGAGAAACCCAUCUUCAGGGAACGAAGAAGAGUUAGAAGAGAGAAGUAAAUGGCUUGACCGUUGGAUGGCCACAAAACAAUGGGAAAACACAACUGAACAACAACAGAGAAGAGACACUAAUAUCAUAAGAACAACACUUGAACUGGACACUUAUGGCCCAAACAUUAGAAAACAACAACAACUUCAUAAAGCCCAACAACCAGGCCCACUUCUAAGCCCAAAUAUUCCUAGCCCAGCAGUCACUCCCUCUCCCUCCAAACUCAAACUACUACGUCCCUCAAGCCCAAGGUACUCGUCUUCAAAAGAAGAGAGAUGUUACUCUGCGGCGCACACACCAAACUUCGGUGUGGUCGCCACGUGUCGUUACGGGAGUGUACCAAAUUACAUGGCGUCAACUGAGUCAGCAAUUGCCAAGUCACGUGCUCGCACACUCAGCGCACCAAAACAAAGAGAACAAAUAAGAGGAAGUAGUGGGUGUGGUACUAAUGGUUCGGUAAGGAAAAGACUAUAUUACCCUUCAGUUAUGGAUCAACAAAACGACGUCGUUAGUGACCAGUUGAGGAGCCCUAGCUUCAAGAGUUUGCAGAAUGGGUUUUGUUACUAUAAUGGAAUGGAUCAGAACAACUUGAAUAAUUCUUCUUCUUGUUAUGCUGAGAGCCUUAUUGGUAGGGAAAGGGAUAAUGUUUCUGCAUGUUCUACUACUGACCUAAGGUGGUUAAAAUGAAAGAAAAAAUAAAUAUGAGGGGGUAAAUUGUGAACUUUUUUUUUUAUGUUUUGGUAAAUUGUGUUUUAAGAUUUUGUAUUUUGCUAAGUAGGAAAAAUUUGUAUUUUUCUAUUGAUUUUAGUCAUCAUAAUUUUAAAUAUAAUUUUUUAUUUUUCUUA
Molecule: messenger RNA, 1933 nt
Organism: Cannabis sativa
Lineage: Eukaryota; Viridiplantae; Streptophyta; Magnoliopsida; Rosales; Cannabaceae
Product: protein IQ-DOMAIN 17
Exons: 5
Coding region: 180-1775 (531 amino acids)
Molecular function (GO): protein binding
Source: RefSeq, a predicted model, not a curated record